Messenger RNA from Beta vulgaris subsp. vulgaris (sugar beet), 1714 nucleotides. Its product is annotated as (R)-mandelonitrile beta-glucosyltransferase-like. Gene Ontology annotation, molecular function: UDP-glycosyltransferase activity. The record is from RefSeq and is a predicted model, not a curated record. Bases 76 to 1530 code for a protein of 484 amino acids. Lineage: Eukaryota; Viridiplantae; Streptophyta; Magnoliopsida; Caryophyllales; Amaranthaceae. The transcript is spliced from 2 exons.
CAAAGCCACAAGCUAAAUCAAUAACUAGCUUCAAAACCACAAGCUAAAUCAUAGAUUAUAUCAAAGCUAAAAAAAAUGAGUAGUAAAGGGCAUGCAAUAUGUGUCCCUUUCCCAGCACAAGGCCAUAUAACCCCGAUGCUUCAAUUUGCUAAGCUCCUUCAUUCCUAUGGCUUUCACAUAACAUUUGUUAACACCAUCUACAACCACAAUCGCUUCCUCAACUCCCGGGGGCCUCACUCCCUUGACGGCAUCCCCGGGUUCCGAUUCGAGUCGAUCCCGGAUGGCCUGAUCACCACGUCGCCUUCGGAAGGCGGCGUGGCGGCCACCCAGGAUAUUGAAGAGCUAUGUAAGUCCACGAGUAGGACCUGCUUGGGCCCACUAAGGGACCUUAUUGAAAAACUCAAUAGUGAGGGCCCACGUGUGACGUGCAUAGUGGCUGAUGGUGUGAUGUCCUUCACAAUGAAGGCUGCCGAGGAGUUUGGGAUACCGGAAGUGGCGUUUUGGACGAUGAGUGGAUGCGGUUACUUGGGUUACGUCCACUACAGUACACUAGCUAAACGAGGAUUUACUCCUUUGAAAGAUGCAAGUUGUAUAACGAAUGGAUACUUGGAUACUCCAAUAGAGUUACCAGGAAUGAAGAACGUUCGAUUAAAAGAUUUUCCAAGCUUCAUCAGAACAACAAAUUCAAAUGAUUUCAUGUUCAAAUUCAUGGUUAAUUCAGUGGAAGAAACUUCCAAAUCGUCGGCAAUCUUCUUAAACACAUUUGAUGCCUUAGAACAAGAAGUAUUAAGUUCAUUAAGUUCCAUGCAACACUUACCUCCUAUUUACUCAAUCGGCCCUCUUGAGCUUCUUAUUGAUCAAAUAAUCCCAAAACAUGAUUCCAUAAGAUCUGUGAAUUCAAGUUUAUGGAAAGAAGAUUUCAGUUGCAUAAAGUGGUUAGAUUCAAAAGAACAUGAUUCAGUGUUGUAUGUGAAUUUUGGAAGCAUCACUAAAAUGACACAAAACCAACUCAUAGAAUUUGCAUGGGGUUUAGCAAAUAGCAAGAAGCAUUUCCUUUGGGUGAUUAGGGAGGAUAUUGUUGUAGACAAAAAUAAUCCUAGCUUACCUCAAGAAUUUGUGAUUGAAACUAAGGAAAGAAGCAUGUUGGCGAAUUGGUGCCCUCAAAAGGACAUUCUUAAUCAUAAGGCAAUAGGAGGGUUUUUGACUCAUUCUGGAUGGAACUCGACACUGGAAAGUAUGUCUGGGGGAGUGCCUAUUAUAAGUUGGCCUUUUUUCGCUGAACAACAUACUAAUUGUCGCUAUAGUUGUGUCGAGUGGGAGAUUGGGUUGGAGAUACAAAGUGAAGUAAAGAGAGAGGAGAUUGAGAAGUUGGUAAGAGAAUUGAUGGAUGGUAAUAAGGGGAAGGAGAUGAAAAGAAGAGCAAUGGUGUGGAAGAGUAAGGCUGAAGAAGCUACAAGGCUUGAGGGCUCUUCUUACAACAACUUGAUCAAGUUAAUGAAUGAGGUGCUUGUGCCAAGAAAAAUUAAGUAGUUAAAAAUGUAAUUUUAUUCUUCAGUGGUUUAAAAUUAUUGAUGUUAUAUUUAGACUAGUUGGUUGUAUGAUAUUCCUAGAUGUGUUUUCUUUGAAUUGGAAAGUUUUAAAAAACGCAUAGUACAAUUGUUUUUCUAAAGGACAACGAAUUUAUGAUUAAUAUAUAUGAAAUUUGACUUCAAAA